This is a messenger RNA of Gambusia affinis (western mosquitofish), 1038 nucleotides long. RefSeq names its product mucin-13-like. The coding region runs from base 43 to 1038 and encodes 331 amino acids. The record is from RefSeq and is a predicted model, not a curated record. The transcript has 5 exons. NCBI's taxonomy places the organism in Eukaryota, Metazoa, Chordata, Actinopteri, Cyprinodontiformes, Poeciliidae.
GAUUUCAACCUUCGAGUUUUUUUAUUUUUAAUUUUUUUGACAAUGGCUAAAACAUCGACUGUGACAUUCAUCCUUUGGAUUGUCGUAGCUACUGUCGCUACGUCAUCUACAGAACCGCCUGUGUCAACCACAGAAGCUACAGCAGAUUCAACACCAACAAAACCUCCAACAUCUGGACCAACCACAGAAGCUACAGCAGAUUCAACACCAACAAAACCUCCAACAUCUGGACCAACCACAGAUGCUACAGCAGAUUCAACACCAACAAAACCUCCAACAUCUGGACCAACCACAGAUGCUACAGCAGAUUCAACACCAACAAAACCUCCAACAUCUGGACCAACCACAGAUGCUACAGCAGAUUCAACACCAACAAAACCUCCAACAUCUGGACCAACCACAGAAGCUACAGCAGAUUCAACACCAACAAAACCUCCAACAUCUGGACCAACCACAGAUGCUACAGCAGAUUCAACACCAACAAAACCUCCAACAUCUGGACCAACCACAGAAGCUACAUCAUCUUCCACACCAACAACACCACCAACAUCUGGACCAAUCACAGAUGCUACAGCAGAUUCAACACCAACAAAACCUCCAACACCUACACCAGCUUCGACAGCUACUCCACAAACAGAAACUCCACCAACAAAGGAUCCAAGUCUUUCACCAAGCACAGAAUCUUUCUCAACGAAUGCUCCCUCCACAACACCAGAACAAACAACUACAGAACCUCCAAGUGCAUGUGCUUCAAACCCAUGUCACCUUGGAAGCACCUGUGAAGAACGUGCUGACCUGAUUUACCUGUGCUUGUGUCUGGCUGGUGAAUUUUAUUAUGAGAAUCGAGGCUGUGAUAAAUCCAAGGUUUUCCCCGGACUGCUAGUCUUGAAGAGAGCAUAUGAUGACAAAAUGGCCGACAAAACAUCACAAACAUUUAAUAAGACUGCUAGAACAAUUACUGAUGAGAUUGACAAAGAGUUCAAGGGAAAAAAUGAAAAAAAUGGAUACAUUACAUCUUUACUGCUGGAGCUCAAGUAA